AUCAAUCUUGUAAUAAUUGUGUGCAAAAGGGGGGAAAAUGGAUGAUCAUGGAGAAACAAAAUUGACAGGAAUUAGACAAAUUGUGAGACUCAAACAAUUGUUAAACAAAUGGCAAAAUGUCACAUUUACCGCUACUAAUAAGGGAAAAAACCAUGGUUCGAAAAUUGAACGUACAAAAUCAUCCAAUAAUCGAAAAAACGAGUCCUACAAAGGAGGCAUAUCCCCAUCUAUAAGCAAGAGGCUACGAAGCUCCAACGUGUACUGGGAUUCAGAUGAGGACAUUUGUCAGAGCCCGGAAUCGCCACAUGGCGUACCGAGAGGAUAUUUAGCAGUUUAUGUGGGGCCAGAACUUAGAAGAUUUAUAAUUCCAACAAGUUACCUAAGUGACCCUUUGUUCAAAAAAUUACUUGAAAAAGUUGAAGAAGAAUUUGGAUUUGAUCAUAGUGGUGGACUUACAAUUCCUUGUGAAAUUGAAACUUUCAAGUUUUUGUUGCAAUGUAUGGAAAAUCAUCAAAGAUGUCACCCAGUUGAUAAUCAUCACAAUGGUUCUGAUGCAGGGAUCAUGGCUUGA
Molecule: messenger RNA, 571 nt
Organism: Solanum dulcamara
Lineage: Eukaryota; Viridiplantae; Streptophyta; Magnoliopsida; Solanales; Solanaceae
Product: protein SMALL AUXIN UP-REGULATED RNA 10-like
Exons: 2
Coding region: 38-571 (177 amino acids)
Biological process (GO): response to auxin
Source: RefSeq, a predicted model, not a curated record